This is a messenger RNA of Oncorhynchus nerka (sockeye salmon), 2203 nucleotides long. RefSeq names its product transmembrane protein 47-like. The coding region runs from base 141 to 659 and encodes 172 amino acids. Lineage: Eukaryota; Metazoa; Chordata; Actinopteri; Salmoniformes; Salmonidae. Gene Ontology annotation, cellular component: cell-cell junction; membrane. The record is from RefSeq and is a predicted model, not a curated record. The transcript is spliced from 3 exons. Gene Ontology annotation, biological process: cell-cell adhesion.
ACUUUAUGAGGGGUUGCACCACAACUUGCUGUAGUCGAUUCUGAACUUUCGGAUCUGAUCGUGCUUGAGGACCCUGUCGCAGCUUUUAUUUUCUCCUCAAUUUCAACACGCGUGGAUCCGAGUCAACUUAAUAUGAAAAAAUGUCGAUAAAUGAAGUGUACGUUUUCCGACCGUUCAAGUUGAUUGCUUUACUUUGUAUAUUUCUGGCAUUGUGUCUGGACAUCGUAGCGUUAUUGAGCCCCGCCUGGGUAACGGCAGAGCGUUUUUCUUUGUCGCUAUGGGAAUCAUGCACUGAAACAGAGGCUGGCUGGAGAUGCCUUUCCACCCUCACAUCUGACUGGCAGAUCGCCACUCUGGUGCUGCUGCUGGCCGGUGCUGCGGUGACUCUGGUGACCUUCCUGGUGGCCCUCAUCUCCCUGUGCCGGGGGACACGCAUACGGCACUACCGCAUGGUGGCUGUGUUCCUGUUCACUGCAGUGGUCCUUCAGGCCUGUGCACUGGUCCUCUACCCAAUCAAGUUCAUUGAUGGAACAGUCCUCCAGACCUACCAUGAGUUCAACUGGGGCUACGGACUGGGCUGGGGAGGCACCAUCUUCAUGCUAGGGGGAGGCAUCCUCUUCUGUCUCCGGACGGACAUGUACGAGGACGCUAUGUACUGAGUCCUCUCUCUCCUACUCUCUAUAUCUCUCUCUUGUUCUUUCUGUCACACACAAACAAAUAUUGACAUUCACUCUCUUGUGCGACAACACACCCACACAAACACAUCCUUCCUCUGCCCACGUAGACAAGCUUCGACACCUACAUACAGUACAUCUCUGUUAUUUAUAGACAGUGUGUGAGGCCUCCUGGCUCUGGCUGAUCAGCAGGAGAGAUGAAGUCGGAGGAGCAGUUGUGUGGAGAGAAUGUCUGCCUGUCCCCAGUGGGGUGCCAGAGACCCUCACCACGGUCAGACAGACAGAUAGCCAUGAUGUUAAAUCACAGAAAUGGUUUUGGACAGACGGCACAUCCCAUGGAUCUCCAUUCGUAGAGCAACAAGGAAGUAGAUUCUCUGAGCUCUACCUUCUGGGCUGAGGUGUUUAUAUAAGGGAUUGUUACAGUAUAUGGGCCAUCCCACCAAUUCGGUGCUUUUGGAAAAAAAAAUCUUUUGAUUUCACAUUUGAACAUUCUGUCAUAAAGAGCAAAUGUUCAACUUAAUAAAAGUUUUCCCAUCUCAAAAUAAAUAAAAAAGACAAUAGAAAGUGCCUAUUACAUGUCGAAUAAAGUAACAGAGUUGACAAUUGAAUCUUAAAUCAGCCAUGAAUCCUGUUUUGACUUGGGGAAUGGAAGCUUGUUGUUUGCAACAGGGAGUGGCAAUUGAAUGCAAGCUUCACCAAAAAUGUUUCAUUGUUUUAACAUUUCUAGUAUGUCUAUCUAUGGGUAACAGGGUGGACGUGUUGUGCUCGACCCCCUCACUUUCCACGACAGACACCAGCAAAUGUCCAAUAGGAGUAGAGCCAGCUCACCUGCUUUUACGCUAUGAUUUGACUAUGAAAUGUUUCUUUAAAAAAACGGCAUAGUUUCACCAUAUUAAAACGAGAGUUAAGAUAAUGUAACAGGGAUGACCUUAAAAUGAGGGGCAAAGGUAAAUGAUUCACUAAUCACAUUAAAUCAAUUAUUUUGUCAAAGCAACUUCAUAACUAGGGCUUUACAAUGACGGUGAAAACGUACAGAAUUGUAGGGUUAAGUGGGGUAAAAUAUUACAAGUCACAGAGGUGCAUGGAGGGAAAUGUCAAAAUACACAAUUUGGGCUCUUUAGCAAGGCUUUAUUCAUAUCGAAAAAUGUGAUUUAUAGAAUUCUCCAUGUGGUCUAUAUUCAUUUAAUAUAAAAGUCUUUUAAAAUGUAAUAUCGGUGCACAAUGUUUACUUAAAAUAGCAAAUGGAUGCAAAAGUCACUCUUUUAGUGGAACGACCCAUAUAUUCCUUUUUUUCUUCUGUGUAUUAUUUUGUGAUGACGACAGAUAAUAUUGUUAAUGUAUUUAUGCUAUCAUUUAUCUUGCUAUCUAUUCUCCCACAGGAAGAUAUAUAUUUUAUGUAUUGCUGUUUAAUAAUUACAGAUUCUGAACACUGAGAACUUAAAAUGGGUGAAUCCCAAAACAUGCCUGGUUUUCUAACUCCUCCUGACAUUUGUAGUGUAAAAUAAACAGUACUGAUAUAUAUGCAAUAA